AUGAUGACUGGGGGCUUGUCUGACGCGGAGGCUGCUACUCCAGAAGUCCAGCAAAUUGUUAGCCAGGUGAAGCCACAGUUUGAAAGUAAGGAAAACAAGAAUUGUGCCAUGUUUAAAGCCAUAGAAUAUAAGACUCAACUGGUUGCUGGGGUAAACUACUUUAUUAAGGUCCAAGUUUCUGAUACCGACUAUGUUCACUUAAAGGUGUUUCAGAGUCUUCCUCACGAGAACCAAGGUCCCAGCCUUGUUGCUUUUCAGACUGGCAAAACCAGAGAUGAUCCCCUGACCUACUUCUGA
Acanthisitta chloris (rifleman) is the source of this 297-nucleotide messenger RNA. RefSeq names its product cystatin A (stefin A) (gene CSTA). The transcript is spliced from 3 exons. The coding region runs from base 1 to 297 and encodes 98 amino acids. Gene Ontology annotation, cellular component: cytosol. Gene Ontology annotation, molecular function: cysteine-type endopeptidase inhibitor activity. NCBI's taxonomy places the organism in Eukaryota, Metazoa, Chordata, Aves, Passeriformes, Acanthisittidae. The record is from RefSeq and is a predicted model, not a curated record.